This is a messenger RNA of Penicillium roqueforti, 2478 nucleotides long. RefSeq names its product ankyrin repeat domain-containing protein. Lineage: Eukaryota; Fungi; Ascomycota; Eurotiomycetes; Eurotiales; Aspergillaceae. The record is from RefSeq and is a predicted model, not a curated record. Bases 1 to 2478 code for a protein of 825 amino acids. The transcript has a single exon. Gene Ontology annotation, molecular function: protein binding.
AUGCCUCCCUCCGUGUCUUUCUCUCAUCUUCCAGUCGAAGUCAUCUACUUAAUUGUUGAUCUCCUCGAGCCAGCACGUUACCUCAACUCGUUGGCGCAGACAUGUUCGCGGCUAUAUCUGCUCUUGACCCCAAUGCUCUAUCAAAACAGCACUCGUUCAUCACACGGGUUCCCCAUUGUAUGGGCAGCACAGCAUAGCUCCGAAGGGACCAUUCGCCAAGCAUUUGACGCUGGAGCUUCCACAUAUUCAUGUCAUUACAACUUUCAACAAUCGCUCGUCGCGGCAGUGAACAACAACCAUGAGACCAUCGUCCGACUGAUACUGGAACAAAAUGAAGACCCUAGUAUAUUCACAGAAAAGCAGAGCUGCAAGCUGUGCAAAGGCCAGAAAUCCGAGGAGGCCGCCUCAAAAGUUCUCAAUCCACUAUAUGCGGCGGCAGUGCGUGGCAACGUGGCCAUUGUCAGGCUUUUGCUUGCCUAUAAGAUCACUUUCGAACAUGGUUGCGGAGAACGUACUCCGAUAUGCUCCGAUAUCGUAUUUGCGGCAGUAAACAGCGGACACCUAGCCGUUAUGCAAGUUCUCAUCGAGGCUGGCUACGCCUGGGACGACAAAAGAAGAAGAUACCAGGAUAAGACACCACUCACUGUUGCAGUCGAUCAGGGUGAUGCAAGAAUGGUUGAAUACUUGCUGGACAAAGGGGCCAAACCCUCGCGUGAUGAUAAGCCACUUCUUGAGUCUGCCGCGGAAAAUGGACACCUUGAAACGGUCAAAUUGCUCCUGGAACGCGGAGCAGAGCCUCAAGGAAGCGCUCUUUCCUGCGCGGCUGGCAAUGGCCAUGUGGAGGUCGUGGAAGUGCUCUUAGACCAUGGGGCGGAUCCCGAUCCUGAUAUGGUUCGAGAUUGUCUGAGUACACUCUACUAUGUAGCUGUAAGUGGUCAGCUACAAAUCCUUGAUCUUCUGUUGGCACGUGGGGUGAACAUAUACCCCAAGGACCCAAAGAAAAAACGCUACUUGUUAUCAUCCAUAAUCGAAGAUGAACUCUGGCGAUCAGUUGAGAGGCAGAAGCGGUCUGCUUUCGCUGUUUCCUUUCGAGCCCUCGCCGAUUUUGAGAACAUGAUAGACCACGGAGAUGACCUAGCACAAGCUGAGAUUCUGUACAUAGCUAUUGGCUAUGGGUGGGAUGAUAUUGUGCAGCGUGUUCUGGAGCAGAGCUUUUCCGCAGAUGGAAUAUAUCAGCACUGUAAGCUCCGGUAUAACAGGCCUAUACUCCAAGCCAUUCAGAACGGUGAUAUUGGAAUUACCAGACUCUUGGUUGAGCAUGGUGCCAAUAUACAGGAGUACCAGGGAGAAAGCAAGGAUGAAGGCGCGCUAUCCUUGGCAAUCCAAUUGGGCAAUGUAAAAAUUGCAGAGCUUUUGAUCGACCACGGGGCUGAUGUAAAUUGCAUAAGCAGCCGCGGAGAAACUGCUUUGGCAGAGGCGACGGCAUUGGCGUCCGAAGACAUAUUUCGCAUGUUGCUUGAUCGAGGAGCUGAUCCGACGAAAACGCCAUUAUAUACCGAUGAAAACGCCGUCACCAGAGCAUUGUACUUCGGUGCAGUGGAUGCGGUACAGACCUUGCUUGAGAGAGGCAUUGCAUUGGAAAUGCCUCCGUUGCCCGAGGAGCAAGAAAAGCUCACGAACCACCGAGGACUCUAUACUCCAAAGAAUCCCAAGACAUUGCUAGAAGAGGCAUUCUUGGGAGGAGAACAAAUGGCGGAGCUGGUCUUAGACCGGGGAUUGUUGAAUAUAGACCCUGAGAGCUAUGGGGCGCAAGAAGGAUUAGAGCACGCUGUCCAACUUGGAAUGACUGGGGUGGUGAAGCAGCUACUUGAACGAGGAGUUGAUCCUAAAAUACCUUUACUAUCCGGUCGCCAAUCUUUGAUAGUGACUGCACCAUAUUCUCCAGCCACUGACAGUAGAAUUAAUGCUACAGCCAUUCUUGAUAUGCUCUUAGCCCAUGGUGCUGAUAUCGAUGAACGGCGGCUUCCUAGCAUUACACCCUUAUAUCGGGUCAUCUUGGAUGUCAACUCCGGAAAUCAGCAGGUGCGACUCUUGCUGGAGAGAGGCGCAGAUCCCUUCGCGGUGCAUGCUUGCUAUCGCGCACUCGUUACAGAGGCAAGCGAUGACAAUUUCAACUCAAUACUCAGGGUCAAACGGUCAAUGCCUAGUCCCGAUACCUGGCGUCCCAAAAAAACGUUUAUAUUUGUGCCGAAUAUGAGCGAACUGAAAGAUGACCCAUUCCUUGCAUGCAUGAGACGGGGCGAUAAAGCGAUGCUUGAGGCCAUGCUUGACGCGAUUGAUCGGAAAGGACUUCCCUUGGAGGAGUUGAAGGAUAGACUUGAUCGAGCUCGGAUGGAAGCGACUGAGAGUGGGAACCUGCACCUUCUACCCAUUCUGCAGGAUUAUUACUGGGUAAAAAAUAUCCACGCAAGAAGCUGA